Messenger RNA from Mauremys mutica (yellowpond turtle), 1923 nucleotides. Its product is annotated as serine/threonine-protein kinase pim-1-like. The transcript is spliced from 7 exons. Bases 748 to 1689 code for a protein of 313 amino acids. Gene Ontology annotation, cellular component: cytoplasm. Gene Ontology annotation, molecular function: protein serine/threonine kinase activity; ATP binding. Lineage: Eukaryota; Metazoa; Chordata; Testudines; Geoemydidae. Gene Ontology annotation, biological process: negative regulation of apoptotic process; protein autophosphorylation. The record is from RefSeq and is a predicted model, not a curated record.
AAGCCUCUCUGAGUUCCCCUACAAUUAACAGAUUUUCCACCUUUCUGUGUUGGCUGGAUUCCCUGCUGAGUCUCUGGCCUCUGUUGACUCUCACAGGCUUUUCCCUGCUCACAUUUCCUGGACACGCCCCCUUUGUGUCUUUACAAUAAUGUCCCAUGUGAUUUGACUUGCUCAUCAUCUUCCUGCUGAGGCUUCUGCUCCAAGGUCUCGCUCACCCUCCCAUCACCCGCUGGGACACAGAGAAAAAAAGUCAGAAACAGGAAUGGAAAAGCAGAGAACAAAUGGAAAGAACAGCUGGAGAUGAAGACAAAUGAGGGACUGAAUUUCCCCAAACUCUUCCUCAAAGGGGAGGAGGGGAUCAAUUCUACAUCCAGUGCCCUCUAAACACCCAGGGAGAAGGAAGUUCGGGGAGGACGCUACUGCCAGGAGACAGUCAGGAUAGGUAGGAAGCCAAGAGCAAUAUCUGCCCUGAGGAUAUGACUAUUGCUGCAGACAAGCCUGAACCAAGAGAGUUCACAAGGUCUUUGUUGGGAAUCCCAGCUGUUUCCUUCUGGCACUGAGUUCAUUUCAUGAUUCCUCACCUGUGUAGAUGUCUCUCAGGCUCUCUCUUUCCUCUGAGCCCUGGAGAUCUGGGGAUAACAGCUCUGCCCAGCUGGGAGAUAUCAGGUUUGGAAACUGGAAUCCCUGCCCACAGAAAAGAAGACAAGUGAGAUCAGGAAAGUCCUGGAGUAAGGGGACAGGGUGGGGAUGCUGCUCUCCAAGAUCAACUCGCUGACCAACCUGUGCUCCGGGUCCGGUGGGGAGCUGCACCCGGCCAAGCUACAGCCAGGGAAGGACAAGGAGCCGCUGGAGAAGCUGUACCAGGUGGGCCCGCUGCUGGGCAGUGGUGGCUUUGGUUCUGUCUACUCGGGCACCCGCCUGUUGGACAGCGCCCCGGUAGCCAUCAAGCACGUGUACCGGGACCGGGUUUCUAACUGGGAAGAGCUGCCUUGUGGGAGCAGAGUGCCCAUGGAGAUCCUGCUCCUGAAGAAAGUGGGCUCAGGCUUCCGGGGGGUCAUUCAGCUCUUGGACUGGUUUGAGAGACCGGACAGCUUCGUCUUGGUUUUGGAGCGACCGGAUCCUGUGCAGGACCUGUAUGACUUCAUCACGGAGCGGGGUGCUCUCCCCGAGGAGCAGGCCCGCAGCUUUUUCCGCCAGGUUCUGGAGGCAGUUCAGCACUGUCAUAGCUGUGGGGUAUUGCACCGGGAUAUCAAGGAUGAGAACAUCCUGGUUGAUCUGAACAGCGGGGAACUGAAACUCAUAGAUUUUGGGUCUGGGGCAUUACUCAAGGACACAGCUUACACUGAUUUUGAUGGGACCAGAGUGUACAGCCCCCCAGAAUGGAUCCUCAAUCACCAAUAUCAUGCCAGGUCAGCCACAGUCUGGUCUCUGGGGGUCCUGCUAUAUGACAUGGUCUGCGGGAUUCUCCCCUUUGAACAUGAUGAGGAGAUUAUUAAGGGCCAGGUCUGCUUUCGGCAGAGCGUCUCUCCAGAGUGCCAGCACCUCAUUGAAUGGUGUCUGGACUUGAGGCCCUCCGACAGGCCAUCCUUGGAAGACCUCCUAAAUCAUUCAUGGAUGCAAGACGUUCCUUUGCCACAGAAAACAGCAGAGAUGCACCAGCACAAUCUAAUUCAGGAGUCUGGCGAAUAGCAGUUCCUCUCAUCCACGGGGUGUAAAAGAGAAAACUCUUGCCAGUGGCUGCCUGCCUGUUACAUGGGAACAUUCAUAUCUCAUUCCAGAGGCCAGCUAACUGGCGAAUCUUCUGAGAGGCUGGAGGUUAGGCCCUGCCUUACCUGAUGUCUUGCCCAGGGGGGCUCCAGGCCCCAGCACGCCAAGCACGUACUUGGGGCAGCAAGCCGCAGGGGGCGCUCUGCCGGCGCUGCC